AACAAACCAAUGAUUUCACUGACGGUAAUGAUUACUGAUGGCUGCCAAAAGUUGUUCAAAAUAUUAGCGAAACGUGCAACAUCGUUCAAAUUCUUUUGAAACUAAAUUUCCAAUCCAAAAGUGAUUUUGUGGACUAAUAUGCAACGAUGGGGGUUCGCGGUUUGACGACAUACAUAGCCUCCAAUGCGGAACGCUUCCUGGAGCCGCACGAGCUGCACGACACCGAUCUGGUCAUCGAUGGGGACAACUUGUGCUUCCAACUGUUUGUCCGUUCGGAGGAGCGGAUGGGCGCCUUCGGAGGGAACUACGAUCACUACUUCCGAGCUGUGGUGGAAUUUUUCGAAACGCUCAGAAAGUGUAACGUCCAGCCGUGGGUUCUGCUGGACGGUGGUUACGAGCAGUGCAAGUUGAAGACGGUUCGCAGCCGGAUGUUGGGAAGGAUUCAGUUCGUAAAAAGUGUAAGACCGGGGUCCAAUCGAUUGAUUAUUCCGUUGCUGAUGCGGGAAGUGUUCGUGGAUGCCAUGCACGCGGCCAAAGUUCCCUUCAUGAGGUGCUUGUUCGAGGCGGACAACGAGGUGGCCAUUCUGGCCCGGAAGCUGGACUGUCCGGUGUUAAGCUAUGAUAGCGAUUUCUAUAUCCACAACGUAAAGUAUAUUCCUUAUGUUACGUUGAAUCAUAAGAUCUACCGCAAGGUAAUUGAGAAUGAAGAUAAUUAUAAAAUUGAAGUGUUGAAUAAGAAAGGCGGGAAGAAUCGAUCGAAACGGGUCCUGUUGAAGCAGGGCGAAGGGCCCUUGGAGGAGGAAAAUGUCCGAAGCUCCUAUUGCUAUUUGGAUUGUUCGUUAUAUACUAUUGAGAGUUUGAUCGGAAAGGACGAUCGGCUGAAACCGGAAAUGCUUCCCUUGUUUGCUGCAUUGCUGGGGAACGAUUACAUCGGACGGAAGAUUCUGGCGCGGUUCUACGCCUCGAUGAAGGUCGGUAAGAUCAGUCGUAAGGUUGCGGUCCACCAGCGACGGGUUGUUGCCAUUCUAAAGUGGCUGAAGCAUCACUCGUUACAAUCGGCCACUCGGACCAUCCUAAACCAGGUGCAGGAGAAGCACCGCGAUGGACUCUUACGCCAGCUUGAGGGAGCCAUGUACGGAUACAACUGCGAAGCAUGUAGUGCAUUUGGGUACUUUGGCUUUGAGGAGAGUCACCCCUCGGAGGCGGUGGAUGACGGAGCGGUCAAAUUUCGAGAGUAUCUGGCCAAAAAUGAGGAUGAAGAAAGCGCUGCUGAUGAGUUGGAAGAAUCAGAUGACAACGAGGUGGAGGUGGAUGUUGGAGAAGAAGUUUCGGAAAACGAGGCCAAAUCAGACGAGGAACUUUCUGAAGAAGAAGAAGAAGAAUCUGAGGAACUAGAAAAGGAUACCUCAUCUACGACAGCUAAUACAUUCAUCUGGGAACCAUGGUUGUUGGAAAUUUAUCAAGCUGCGCUAACACCCCGGUUUGUUGUUGACUUAUACCAUUCAAAUUUAUACAUCAAUUACCCUCAGGUGGAAGACAUCAACCAGCCGGAUAGCAACGAACUUUGCUACGAUCUGUUGAGGUUUAUUUUCGUUUUACUCAAAAGUUCCAAGAGAGCCACCACCUUCCGGUACCUGACGAGAUGCGAACGAGUAGCUCAGUUCCGCUGGCUGACAUUUGAGAAAAGAAUCGAAGACGGGGUUAUCUUUGAACCCGACGGAAGAAAAGAUCUUGUGCUACUGAAAGCGGCAUUUACAGAUUUCUCCAACUGCAAAGACAUAUUCAAGGCAAUUUCUCUCCUACCAGUCAAUAUGCAAAUGUUCUUCCUUUGCGUGGUAUUCUGGGCAACGAAACAAACCUCCGUAACUCCAGUGCACGUGCACGCUUUGAUCGUUUGUCUAAUUCAACUGCAAAUGAUAGAUAAGCGCUUGCCAAACAAGUCGCGGGAUGCCAAAGUUUUCCAACAGAAUCAGAAAACCUACUUGGACAACCAGCAAAAAACGUUCCAAAAAACUGAACUACCUCCGCCGGCACAACCGUCCAAAGCGACAUUCAUAAAGCUAUCCACCACGAUUAGCAAACCGGAAGCGAUCCUAACCUACGACCUUCUACUGCCGCAUUUCUCGAUCAACGACCGCCUUCUACGCCGGCACGGCGAACUAGACCGUUCCACGGCCCACAUCUACGCACAGUUCCAAGCCGUCGUCUUGAACAUAUUUACCCUGAACGGUCUGCUAAGUCACCCGCUACAGCCAAUCCGAAUGCACGAGUGCUACAAUGGCUUGUUCGUGCACAAUGUCUACCAAACCCUUAAAUCACGGCAGGACCCCUUGGAGUAUCUUAGGGAGACCGUGUUCCGCUACUCCGGCACCAUGUUCACCAUUCAUCGGAUGUUGUACGAAUGGGUCCUGGCGUUGGUUCCACUGCUGCAAAGGCGCUCUCAGUCGAGGACAAAAUCAGUGACAAUGGUGCCCCAAAAGGUCAAGGAGUUUGUCCAACGGAAAAAGGAACAGACCAAACAGAUGGUUGACAAUGAUUGUUUGCUGAACGCAAAAUCUAGCGAUGACGAGGACACUGAUAAGGACGUCGAGUAUAACGAUCUGAACAACCAGUUCAGUCAACUAAUGCUUUGAUGGGUUACUGAAGGGUGUUCCGGUUCAAAUAAAGUAAACAUAACAUGUUAAAUACAUGGA
Molecule: messenger RNA, 2693 nt
Organism: Aedes albopictus (Asian tiger mosquito)
Lineage: Eukaryota; Metazoa; Arthropoda; Insecta; Diptera; Culicidae
Gene: ast
Product: protein asteroid
Exons: 3
Coding region: 147-2633 (828 amino acids)
Molecular function (GO): nuclease activity
Source: RefSeq, a predicted model, not a curated record